ACCGGAAAAACGCACUUGCGCUCUGGUGUCAGCUAACUUGUCUGGGAUCUGGUAGAGCAACAAAGCUCUCCAAAUGAGUCGUGUUUAUAGCCGUGUUUUCCAUGGUAUCGCUUAACAAACUGCAGAUAAUAGCCCACAAGGAGGUCUCUUGGCGCAGAUGAGCGGAGACUUUUAGCCCGGUAGCUAACGCUAGCAUAGCAGCAUGGGGGAUAGCAUUACUCCCAGAUUUGGCAACAUGAAGGCGUUACUUGGGAUAGUAGCUGGGGCAGGCGCUUCUUAUGGUCUUUACAAACUGAUUAGCAGCGGUAGCUUUAGGAAAAGCAGGAAAGGCACUCGAAGUGACAGCUCUAAUGUGAGUACAGUGAGCCUUCAGCCUGGGAGCUUGCUGGCAAAAGUGUCGGGACUGGAUGUGGUUUGUGCCCGACCUGUUACUUCCAAGACUGUGGAUGUUGCAUCAGCUGGCCACUUGGAGCCGAAGCACCUAAAGAUGCUGCUGUCAUGCUUACAGUCCAGCAACAAUCAAGAUGACAAAUGCCGGAUACUACUUACUUUAGGGAAUGCUUCUGCCUUCACUGUAAAUCAGAAUCUCAUCUGUGAAUAUGAGGGGAUUCCAAUUAUAGCUGGUUUUCUUUCUGAUCCUGCUGCAGACGUGCGAGUGCAGUCAUUAAUUGCUUUAAAUAAUCUCAGUAUGAACAUUCAAAACCAGGAGCAACUAACGGUGUAUGUCCCUAAAGUUUUGGAGCUUAUUGAAACAUCACCAGUGAAUUCUGAACUUCAGCUGUGUGCACUCAGAUUGUUGACAAAUCUCUCAGUCACUGACAAGCACCAGCACUUGUUAAAGGAUUCUAUCAAACUUUUACUGUCGCUGUUUGUUGUGAGCAAUGAGACGUUACAGGUUCAGACCUUGAAAGUUCUAGUAAAUUUGUCUUCUAAUCCAGAUAUGAUGGAUGACAUUGUUCAGGUCCAGGCUCCAGCCUCUGUGUUGCUUCUGUUUGACCCCAGGACAGUUCCAGCAGUGCUAGUGCGUCUCCUCACGUUUGCAGGGAACCUUAAAGCUUGGCGGCCUUCGGCCCAGGUGGCUGCUGAGUUAAGGCAGAAGCAGGACUCUCUGUUCCGGCUCAUGUUAGAUGAGUCGUCCCAGCUCCAUAGCAGAGUGCUUCCUCUUUUGUCACACCCUGAGGAGGAGGUCAGGGUCCAAGCAGCUCGAAUCUUAACAUAAACUUCUGCCUCAGCCAUUUGAAGUUGUUUGAAUCCAGGAACUACUUGUGCUAAGUAUUUGCCAAAGCCACCACAGACAGACCCUCUCCGUUCGUCACUUACCGAGUUAAUCAUGUGGUCUAUUUAUAUUGGCUAUAUUAGGGAUGUAACGACAUGGACAUGGCAGUAUGACAUUAUCAUAUACUGGUGAAAUCCUUUUAUCUUACAACAAAUCAAAAGGUAUCUUUUUUGGUAGAGUGGCAUGAUUAACAAAAUUCAGUUAGUUGAUGAAUUCACUAGUUGACCAUAGUUUUUUGCUUUGUUUAAUUCAGAGCAUUUAUAUGCAUUAAUGCCAUUUGUAAUAACUCAUAGUAAAACCAUUAUUGCACUAUUGCUUUCAGGGGACAGAAAAAAGUAGCAUUUCUUCAAUACUCAAACCUUCUGUAAAAAUGUUCUUAAAUAUUUUAUUGUACAUCAUAUUUGGAUGGAUUGAAGCAUAAUUAAACUCAUAUGUUUUUACACAGUACACAUAUAUGUUGACCUGUCGUCUAAAAGACCUCAUGUUUACCUAAAGGCCAAGCACACUGCCAUUUUGUACUGGAUUACUAUAAUUUGUAAGCCAUGAUGCAACUGACCAUCCCUCUGUAUUUUUGUUUGCUGAUCAUACUGAGAAUGUACUACACGCAUCUUGAUGUAUGGAUAAAGUACUUUAAUUUUUAAUAAGAAUACAUUUAUUUUUAACAGAAAAAGUACAUAGCCAGUAUGUGUACUGUACAAGAUUUACCAGAAAUUUAGGUAAGAUCGAAGAUGUGGUCAAGCUGUUAAAUUUCAAUUACCCGUUUAUUCUCCUGUGUCAUGUGUUUGAGGAAAUAGCUCAGAAUGGAUUUUUGUCAGACAAAUGUUUUUUGGUGUUGCAAUGUGAAUGUAAAAGCUGUCCUUCUCAGGCAUUACAGCUGGGCAAUAUUUAUUUUUUGUUUGAUAUUUUAGAGAAGUAUUUGCUUAUAAAAAUAUGAAUAUAUGGUUUUAAAUAAAACUGACAAUAUUUUUUCCAA
Messenger RNA from Boleophthalmus pectinirostris (great blue-spotted mudskipper), 2249 nucleotides. It is a transcript of the gene armc10, whose product is annotated as armadillo repeat containing 10. Gene Ontology annotation, cellular component: mitochondrion. Bases 203 to 1219 code for a protein of 338 amino acids. The transcript is spliced from 6 exons. The record is from RefSeq and is a predicted model, not a curated record. Lineage: Eukaryota; Metazoa; Chordata; Actinopteri; Gobiiformes; Gobiidae.